GGGGCUCGGAAAUUCAGCAAGUCAACUCUCGAAGUGCCCGCUUUUCAGCUGUCGCGAGGACAAGGGGACGGCUUCGUUCACUGCCGAUCAGCAAGAGAGCCGCUCGUCAAUUCCCAAUUGCCCAGGAACCCCGUGAAACCUGGCAGUGAUGCCGAAUUGAAACGGGUUUGAUUACUCCAGCAAGACAUGGCGCAACCGUCAACUCCCGCUGGUCCAGCCCUGGGUCCAGCUGCCGGAUCCUCCAUCUUCGGUGGCAACGCGCAGGCCACUUUCGCUCAAUCGUCCUCCCUGCCACUCUUGAGCCAGGCGGUGACGCCUGCUUCGGGCGCAUCUUCUAACAAUACCUACAUCAUGCCCAACUCGCCGCUGAAGCAUCGUGCAACCAUGGACGGCUACCGGCCCAAAGUCACCCGCACGCUCGGCCAGAAGCCAGCAUGCCUGGUGAAUGCCUCAGUUACCUAUUGCGGAAACAAUCAGAUCUACGCAUUUGGCGGGUUCGACCAGUACACGGAUGAAGUGUACAACCAUGUGUUGAGGCUCGACCUUGUCAGCCAUCAAUGGAAUCUAGUAGACAACUAUGGGGACAUCCCGGGAGUGAGGAUGGGCCACACUGCGACACUGUAUAAAGGUGACAAACUUCUCGUGUUCGGCGGCGAGAACGAGCACCGGACCUACCUCUCCGACCUGAUCAUAUUCGACCUGAAGACCGCGCACUGGACUCAGCCCCAGGUCACCGGGCCGAUUCCCAAGGGCCGGGCCCGGCAUGCGGCCGUGCUGCACGAAGACAAGCUAUUUAUCGUGGGCGGCAUCACCGGCCAUGACAACUACGUUCUGGAAGACAUCUGCUACCUAGACCUGAAGACAUACACCUGGUCUAGAUCUUGGCGGUUUGUUGGCAGGUUUGACCAUUCGGCAUAUAUCUGGGGCGAUCGGGUUUGGGUCUUUGGCGGCCUGAGCGAGGACAUGGACAAAGUCAGUGACAUAUGGUGGCUGGACCUUAAAGGGAGCCCGGCAUUUGACUCGCCGCCGCAAAUCGGCUCCUUCGACCGGCCCGGCUUCAGUCGGUCACCGAGACCGCCCUAUACUGCUGCGCAGUCGCCCGUUGUCGGAGCAUCCGGCUAUGCCGCCAACUCGCGGACAGCCCAGGUCAACCCGCCGUCUUUCCACCUGAAAUCCUACGCCCCUCCGGCACCGGGCGUCAUCUCGGCGUUGAGGUUUGUAGGCGGCCCCAAUAUUCCUUCACAGAUGCAGGGGAUACACUUCCACGUCUACUCGUCCGGGACGCUACUCGAUUUUGUCACGCCGGCAGCGACAAUCACCUCGAAAGAGUGCUCCCUGUCGGCCUUGGAUCUGGGGACCCUGCGAUGGCAGAAACUGGCGGAGGGACGCGAGAUCUUCAAACCCGCAUAUCGCUGGCACUAUUGCACCAUGAAUGAGGACGGGACGAAGGCCUGGCUCCUUGGUUGCCCCAUCGACCACGGCGCGAUCGAUCUCGGCGCUAAUGGCCUCGAGGAGUAUCUGUCAGACAUAAUGGAGAUUGACCUCCGACGGUAUGGAUUCCUGGGAAACAAUCUGGCCCCUGAGCCGCGGACAGAUCUAGUCCGGCAGUCCUCGCGCAUGAGGCAUGUCGAGCAGCCGUCCAAGGGCCUCGGUGCUGACCUGGCGAAGCUUUUCAACCAACCACCGGAGACGGGCAGCGGAACCGACUUUGUCAUCACGGCGCUGUCUAGGGAUAGCGACGAGGACGAGUUCAUCGGCUCGGCACUGGUGCAUGCCAGCGAAUCUGGGGACGGCGAUCACAGCUGGCUGGCGCCCGACGCCCCGACGUCGCCACCGAUCUAUGUGCAUAGGCUCAUCCUGCAGGCUCGAUGGCCGCAUUUCGCUCGUCUCUGGGCCAGCCAGAUGGCCGAGUUCCACACCAAGAAGAUGCACAUCCCGGAGCCGUACAACGUCGUCAAGGCGUUCAUCUUCUACCUGUACACCGACCACAUCGACCCGCCGACGGCGGAAAACGACGACGGCGCGGCCACCAGCGCGGCAGACCUCUCGGACGUGGCUGGCCUGCUGGUCAUGUCCAACAUCUACAACAUCCCACACCUGCGGCUGCUGUGCGUCAACAGGCUCAGCAAGGAGCUCGACGUUGACCACGCGUGCAUCACGUGGCACUGCGCGGGGCUCGCCAACGAGGAGUGGCUGCGCAAGCGCGCGGCGGGCUUCUGCCUGACGCACUGGGGCCGCAUCGUCCGCACGAGCGGCUUCCUGCGCCUGCCGCGCAGCGCCCUCGUCGAGCUGUCGCAGGAGAUCGACAUGGAGGGCCGCGUUGUCGGCGGCGACGAGCUCGACAUGUUCGCCGGCAUGGACGGGGCGCGGUUCCCCGACGGCGGUUCGGCCGCGGGGCGCAAGGGGAGCAGCAGCAGCAGCGGGAGCCAGACCCAGAUGCUGGAGAGCGAGGGGGACGACGACGACGGGAUGGAGAUGACGUGAGCUGGGAUUCUUGUCCUUUCUUCUUUUGUUUUCUCUCUCUUCUUUUUCAUUUUUGCUUGUACAACUCAUCGAGAUCGUUUCCUGGCUUGAAUAUCAGCGAUGGAGGAGCAGACCUUCUUCACAACGGCCAACUUGCGGAGUUCGGGGGUAUUCAUGUAUGAUAUAGCUACCUAGGCUUGGGGGCUGGAGUCACUGGGUCUGUAGUUGGGGCUGGCUAUCUAUACGUCCUCGGGUCGACUACGCAGGCGUACACCGGAAACAUGUGGGAAACGUGUUACGAUAUGGUAGGUACUGUAUGCGGCGGCGUUGGAACACCUGUUCGUCUGGUUUGGGGGGGCAUACCCCCUUUCAGGAAUAGGGGAAUAUGGUAAAGUGUUUUCGGUGCAGAUCAUUAAUCUUGCGACUGUUGGGGGUUCACCCAUCAUCAGGUUAUGUUGGCCAGCAGAGGCAAAAGAUAGACCUUUUAAAUGCGAGUUGCGAAAUACUUUGAAAA
Molecule: messenger RNA, 2977 nt
Organism: Phialemonium atrogriseum
Lineage: Eukaryota; Fungi; Ascomycota; Sordariomycetes; Cephalothecales; Cephalothecaceae
Product: putative kelch repeat protein
Exons: 2
Coding region: 187-2484 (765 amino acids)
Molecular function (GO): protein binding
Source: RefSeq, a predicted model, not a curated record